AUGUUCGUAACCCUCGCAUGGCUUAUCAGCGCUUCAGCCAUCGUUGGAAAUGGCAUACUUAUAUAUCUCAUCGCUUUCCGACAACGUCUCCGGUCAGUUACACAAAAUUGGUUCAUCUUGUCUCUGGCGGUAGCGGAUUUAUUUGUAGGGGCAACCUAUUUUCCUUAUAACCGAGGUUGUAAUGACACAGGAUGCUCCCAGAGGCACGUACAUUGGCUCUGUGUUGACCUAUUUCUUAGCGCGUCAGUUACAAACGUGUGCCUUUUGACUGUAGAUCGUUACAUUGCUAUUGUGAAGCCUCUACAAUAUCUCACGUUCGCAACUAAACUGAAAGCUGUCCUUGCAAUAACAGCAGCUUGGUUUUUUCCAAUCAUUACCGCUCUUUUACCUUUGUCAUGGACCUAUACACCUUUGCUGCCGUCGACUGAAGAAUACUCUUGGAAAGUCUUCUUAAUUGGAACAUUGAUUGUAUACGGGAUCAUUCCAUGUGUUUUCCUCUCCCUAGCCAUUAUCCACAUCAUCCUUAUUGUUCGCAAAUGGCGCAUUCAGCGAUCUCUGGUAAUCACUCAGCUGGAGUUCAACUAUUCUAGGCCACCAAGAGAAAAGCAAUUGCAGGCAGUGAAGGAAAUGUCAUCUGUAAGGCUAGUUGUUUCUGUGGUUGUUUUAUUUUUUUACUUGUUAUCUGUGCGGUGUAUGUGUUAGAGCAAUGACAGUGUUUGGCCAGCAAUACCAAUAUCCACCUGAUUCCGUACGGAAAAUUUCCAUCAUUCUCAUUUUAGCAAACUCUGCUUUAAAUCCCGUAGCCUACGGACUAUUCAAAGAUGAUCUCAAGAAAGAGUUGCUG
Messenger RNA from Porites evermanni, 844 nucleotides. The record is from the annotation of a GenBank genome assembly. Lineage: Eukaryota; Metazoa; Cnidaria; Anthozoa; Scleractinia; Poritidae.